AUGAAGGUCACCCUCGCGACGCUCGCGGCCAUCGCGCCCUUCGUCAUCGGCGCCGCCGCGCAGGCCAGCGGCUCCGGAGCCACGACCCGCUACUGGGACUGCUGCAAGCCCUCCCCGUGGGCCGUCGACGACAACCUCGCCUACGGUUGGGCGGCGGUGCGCAUCAACGGCCAGACCGAGUCGGAUUGGUGCUGCGCCUGCUACGAGCUUACUUUUACGAGUGGGCCGGUCAAUGGCAAGAAGAUGAUUGUGCAGGCGACCAACACUGGUGGCGAUCUCGGCGAGAACCACUUUGAUAUUGCGGUAUCCGCAGAUGCCCGGAGGCGGUGUCGGCAUUUUCAACGGCUGCACCGACCAGUGGGGAUCGCCCCCAACGGUUGGGGCGAGCGCUACGGCGGCAUCAGCAACGGCGCCGACUGCGACAGCUUCCCCGAGAAGCUCAAGCCCGGCUGCAAGUGGCGGUUCGACUGGUUCGGCGGCGCCGACAACCCUACCGUCACCUUCCAGCAGGUCCAGUGCCCGGCCGAAAUCGUCGAGAAAUCCGGCUGCCAGAGGAACGGAAUCUGA
This is a messenger RNA of Parascedosporium putredinis, 567 nucleotides long. NCBI's taxonomy places the organism in Eukaryota, Fungi, Ascomycota, Sordariomycetes, Microascales, Microascaceae. The record is from the annotation of a GenBank genome assembly.